This is a messenger RNA of Camellia sinensis, 1152 nucleotides long. The record is from RefSeq and is a predicted model, not a curated record. NCBI's taxonomy places the organism in Eukaryota, Viridiplantae, Streptophyta, Magnoliopsida, Ericales, Theaceae.
AUGUCCUCGUCUUCAAUCUCUGCUUUCUCUGGUUCUCGGAUGCUGCAGGCCGAGGUGUUUUAUGUUCGACCUGGUUCACGUGCUGCAGGUGUUUCACCUUCUGGGUCUCCUCCCCCUAAGACUGAAGAGGUUAAGAAGGAACUCACAACUACUAGUGCAGAUUCUCAGGCCCAGAAAUUGUUGUGCAGGAAGCUCCAGAAUUGCAGAGUUGCUCUGUUUGGUAUAUGCUUGUUAGGAAAUUUGUUUUGGCAUGGAGUUUGGAUUGUUGUUGAUGUUAUGUAUGCAGCUACUAAUGCUGAUUCUCAGGCCUUCAGCUGCAAUUUCGCCUUGCUGCUGGGGAAGACGGGCACGAUGACGAUGCUGUACAAGCUGUGUACGGUGAAGGUGAACAAGGAGAGGGCGGUGAAGGCAUUAUACUACUGUUAUCUGUUUUGGGAAGUUUCUUCAAGAAAGAAGAGGUUCAGCAGAGUUUUCAUGGAUAUAGUUGAAUCCUCAGAUGUAUCCAUAGUAGAAUUUAGAAGUCUUGUGGCAGGGAAAGGUGGAGAGUUAACACAUGAUGAAACUACUAUUAUCUCUGGAGCUUUGGAUUUAACACAAAAGACUACUAAAGAUGCUAUGACACCUUUAUCUGAAAUAUUUUCCAUUGAUUUGAAUUCUAAACUAGAUGAGGAUACAAUGAGCUUGAUAAUGGGCAAAGGGCACAGUCGCAUACCUGUCUAUUCAGGAAGCCCAUCAAAUAUUAUAGGCCUUAUUUUGGUAAAAAAUUUAAUCAAAUGCCGUGCUGAAGAUGAAACACCAAUCAGAAUUCUUACCAUCAGGAGAAUUCCUAGGGUGGAGGAUAGUUUACCACUGUAUGAUAUACUGAACCAAUUCCAAAAAGGGCACAGCCACAUGGCUGCUGUUGUGAAGAGCAAGCACAAUGUUAAGGACACUGCAGGAAAUGCAACAGAAAAAAAUGACAUGAUCAUGAUAAACAUCAAUUCAAACUCGUCAAUACUACAAAAACAAGCAGAGGGAAAAUUUUUGGAAUCACUUCCAGAUCAAGAGGAAGAAGUCAUUGGUAUCAUUACUAUGGAAGAUGUUUUAGAGGAACUCUUACAGGAAGAAAUACUAGAUGAAACUGAUGAAUAUGUUGAUGUUCACAAUAAGUGA